CCGCGAAGCUUCUUCCUUUUCCUUUCGGCCAUUUUCCCCCCGUAGAGGGAUUAAGCAGCCAUGGCCCCCAGCAGGAAUGGCAUGAUCUUGAAGCCUCAUUUCCACAAGGACUGGCAGAGACGAGUGGCCACUUGGUUUAACCAGCCCGCCAGGAAGAUCCGCAGGCGAAAGAUACGUCAGGCCAAAGCACGACUGAUCGCACCAAGACCUGUUGCAGGACCCGUCAGGCCGGUGGUAAGAUGUCCCACUGUCAGAUAUCACACCAAGAUUCGAGCUGGUAGAGGCUUCAGCCUGGAGGAGCUUAAGGCUGCUGGCAUCAACAAGAAAGUUGCCCGCACCAUUGGCAUCGCUGUGGACAAACGCCGUCGUAACAAGUCUACAGAAUCCCUGCAGACCAAUGUGCAAAGGCUGAAGGAGUACCGCUCCAAACUGAUCAUCUUCCCACGCAAACCCUCCGCUCCUAAGAAGGGAGACAGCUCUGCUGAAGAGUUGAAGAUGGCCACCCAGCUGAAGGGCACUAUCAUGCCAAUCCGCCAAACUUUCAAGAAAGAAAAGGCAAGAAUUAUCUCAGAAGACGAGAAGAACUUCAAAGCCUUCGCCAGUUUGCGUAUGGCACGCGCCAACGCACGCCUCUUUGGCAUCCGCGCCAAGAGAGCCAAGGAAGCUGCAGAACAGGAAGUGGACAAGAAAAAGUAAAACUAUCCCUGGAACUGUUAAUAAACAAAAGUUGU
Messenger RNA from Nanorana parkeri, 731 nucleotides. Its product is annotated as 60S ribosomal protein L13. Gene Ontology annotation, cellular component: cytosolic large ribosomal subunit; ribosome. NCBI's taxonomy places the organism in Eukaryota, Metazoa, Chordata, Amphibia, Anura, Dicroglossidae. Gene Ontology annotation, biological process: translation. Gene Ontology annotation, molecular function: structural constituent of ribosome; RNA binding. Bases 61 to 696 code for a protein of 211 amino acids. The record is from RefSeq and is a predicted model, not a curated record. The transcript is spliced from 6 exons.